CUCUGGUACUCGAUUCCUUAGACUUGUUCUGUCAGUUGUCGUUUGACGUUGAACGCCGCGACGUGAUUCUUGAAUUCAUUCUUCCUUUUGCCCGUGUACUGUGGUGUGUGUUUGUGAUAUAAAAAUAAAAAAAAAGUGUGAAAACAGACCCGAAAACGGUUUAGUGUUAACAUUUUCUUGUGACAGAAAAUUUGUCCCUAUUUGUGUCCUGUUUCAUUCAGAAGAGAAAAAUAAAAUAUCACAUAAAAGUGUUGAAAAAUAAACGUUCCCCACAAAACGGAAACUAGUGAAACAAAUCACAACAAUAAAGAAAAAAAAAACGAAAAGUUUUGAAAAGAAAAUUGUAUCCUCUGGGAAACGCCGACAAAAGACCAACAACAACCAUCCAUAUUUCAGUGAAUCCAAGCUAGUGCGCGUGUGUAAUGGCGUUUUUGCGUUCCAUCUGUGCUCAACGUACCAAUUUAGUUUAUAGCUGUAGCGUUAGUGGUUCCAGCAGUCUUGGCGCGGGCAAACGUCAAUUUGGCUCGAAUAAACCAACGACCGGAGUAGCAGCAGCAUCGAAUAGCUGGUCUAACGAUGAAUUGAAUUAUUCGACGGCUUUGUAUCAAUCGAAACGUGUUUUUCCCCAGACAUUGUUUGCCUCCAUCUAUGGCCAGCAACAACGUGGCGUUCACACCAAUGCCACUAAAUCGCAGACUGUAGCCGCCACCCAAACCAUCGGUGAUGAGCAGAAAUCAUCGGUCUAUUCAAAAUCUCAGUUACGUCGUAGUCCCCCCACACCGAAUGUACCCGAGAAUCCCCAACGGGACCCGUUGGAUGUUAGUUUCAACGAUCCAGUUGCCGCAUUCAAGAGCAAAACAACAUGGGAGUUAGUGCGAGCCUAUUUGGUCUACAUGAUCUGCUCCAGCGAGAAGUUGGUCGAACACAAUAUGAAGUUGAUGAAACUUGCCAAAACUGUCCUGGGUGGCACACUCUUCGACCUUUUAAUGAAGUCCUCGUUCUAUGGCCAUUUCGUCGCUGGCGAGGAUCGUCAUAAAAUUGUGCCAACACUUGAGAGGCUGCGUUCAUUUGGUGUUAAACCAAUUUUGGAUUAUUCCGUUGAAGAGGAUUUGUCCCAGGAAGAGGCGGAGAAACGUGAAGUUGAAUCCUCAGUUUCAAGUGCCGGCGAUGUUAAAGAAGACGAUGCCAUGCCCCAAUACCAUGUCGAUAAGUCGUUUGCAGAUCGUCGCUACAAGGUCAACAGUGCCAGAACCUAUUUCUAUUUGAAUGAAGCUACAUGUGAGCGUAACAUGGAAACGUUCAUUAAAUGUUUGGAAGCUGUUUCAGUCGAUGAUGGGAAGUAUUUCCCACGACGCACUUCCGAGGGCGCUACCUUUGGCACUGGUAUUACAGCCAUCAAAUUAACCGCCCUGGGUCGUCCUCAACUCUUGCUGCAAUUGUCCGAGGUUAUUAUGCGCACACGUAAAUACAUGGAAGAUAUGGUGGGUGGUCAAGGCAAUGUCUUAACCCAUCACAAGACCAUUAAGGAUUUGGAAAAAUAUUAUGCCAGUUUGGGCGACAAUAAAAAUGUUCAGGAUUUCUUGAAAAAUGUUACCUCCGACAAAGAAGGUAUUUUGCAUUUGUUCCCCUGGUCCGGUAUUGUAGAUGAAGACUCACAGCUUAGUGACACCUUCAGAGUACCCGAUCCCAAAACUGGUCAAAUGCGUCGUUUGAUCUCACAAAUUCCGCCCAAAGAGGAAGAAAUGUUUAGAAAUAUGAUUCGUCGUUUGAAUACUAUUGUUAAGACUGCAGCUGAAUUGGAUGUUCGCAUUAUGAUUGAUGCCGAACAAACUUACUUCCAACCGGCCAUUUCCCGUAUUACACUUGAAAUGAUGCGUAAAUACAAUAAAGAAAAGGCAAUUGUAUUCAAUACAUACCAGUGUUAUUUGCGCGAAGCAUUCCGCGAGGUUAAUACCGAUUUGGAACAAGCCAAACGCCAAGAUUUCUAUUUUGGUGCUAAAUUAGUGCGCGGCGCUUACAUGGAACAAGAGCGUGCCCGAGCCCAAGCAUUAGGCUAUCCCGAUCCAGUGAAUCCCAGUUAUGAAGCUACAACCGAAAUGUACCACAAAACAUUAACUGAAUGUUUGAGACGAAUCAAAAUACUCAAAGAUAAUGGUGAAGAUGCAAAGAAGAUCGGUAUUAUGGUAGCAUCCCACAACGAGGACACUGUUCGUUAUGCCAUUGAGAAAAUGAAGGAAAUCGGUAUUUCACCCGAGGAUAAGGUCAUAUGUUUCGGUCAAUUGUUGGGCAUGUGCGAUUAUAUUACUUUCCCAUUAGGUCAAGCUGGUUACUCGGCCUAUAAGUACAUACCGUACGGUCCCGUACAGGAAGUCUUGCCAUAUCUCUCGCGUAGAGCACAAGAAAACAAGGGUGUACUGAAGAAAAUCCAAAAGGAGAAACGUUUAUUGCUUGCCGAAAUACGUCGCCGACUGAUGCGUGGUCAAUUGUUUUACAAGCCAAAAGGAAACUAUGUACCCAUAUAAAUUACAAAACCAAACUACUCCUGCUCAUCCAAGUCCACAACAACAACAACUACAUGCCAUAUAAUGUCAUUAUCUAGAAAAAAUGUCGAUUAAUUAAAACAAAAAGAACCCGAAACUUAAUUAAAUACUGUAAAGCAUACACACACAUAUAUACAAAAGCAGAGGAAUGAAUCCCACUACCAUUUUCAUACACACAUACAAUUACAAAGAGUGUCUUAAAAUAAUCUCAGAAAAUAGAAUCUCUCUAUUAAGACAAAAAGGCUUGUUCAUAUUCACAGCAGCAACUUAAAUACUUAUCUAGAAUACUUGUUAAUUUAACAAAUUCAAAUACAUACAUAUGUGUUAAUUAAAUAUUAAAUAUAGAGUUAAACAGAAUACAAUAUUUAUGUAAUUUAUUAAAAAAAAUAUUCUCUCAAUUGUGAAUGUUUGAAAGCCUUGUCUUCUCUUUCGUAUGGUCGAAGAAUGUGUGUUUAUGGUAGCUUCUUAAUUUAAUCUGUUUUGCAUUUUCAUCCUUUUACGAAAUCGAAGUAAACUUAUAAAACUUGUAAACUUGUAAUUCUAAAGACAGAAACUCAUAGAGCCUACAAGACAGUGAGUGACUGCCAGAAGUCAUAAAUUGUUCUGGUGCAAAGAUAACUAAAUGCUCGAAUAUUAUUAGAAUUUUUUCUUCUCUGUUUUAAAAAAAAUUAGAUUUCAACACGCCACGUGGUUAGUUAGGAUGAUUAAAAAUAAUAAUAAUAAUUUAAACUGAAUUUUAUGAAUCUCUUAUUUUUUUAAGUUGAACAAAAAAAUACUUUUGAGAAAGUCCCUUUGAUUGUUUUUUUAUUUGUAAAAAAUAUUGUUUAGUCGUUUUAGCGUUUUAUUUGUCAUUUAUAUAAGUUUUAUUUGCAUAAACAUUAAACUUUGCCCAACCCAUAGCUACCCCGCCACCACACACACACACUUAUGUUUGUAAAAUCUUAGUUAUUUUAAAAUUGAGUUUUAAAAUAAUUUAAGGAUUACCGUAUUAUUUCUUGUAAAAACCCACCCUCUUCUCCGUUUAAAAAUAAGCUAAUGAUAAACCAACUACAUUUAUUUGCAUGUAUAAAAACAACAACAAAACUAAGUUUUACAUAUUUAUAAUUCUGCAGUUCUUACUAUUACACAUUUUUAAUUAUUAUGUAUUACUAUUAUUACUUUUAUUCGUACAGCUGUAUGUUAAUUAAAUUGUUUUUUUGUUUAAAAAUAUUUUAUUAUUUAAUAAUAGUAUUUCCUUCAA
Messenger RNA from Musca domestica (house fly), 3780 nucleotides. Its product is annotated as proline dehydrogenase 1, mitochondrial. Lineage: Eukaryota; Metazoa; Arthropoda; Insecta; Diptera; Muscidae. The record is from RefSeq and is a predicted model, not a curated record. Gene Ontology annotation, cellular component: mitochondrion. The transcript is spliced from 13 exons. Gene Ontology annotation, molecular function: proline dehydrogenase activity; FAD binding. The coding region runs from base 423 to 2522 and encodes 699 amino acids.